Messenger RNA from Cynoglossus semilaevis (tongue sole), 1487 nucleotides. It is a transcript of the gene f11r.1, whose product is annotated as F11 receptor, tandem duplicate 1. The record is from RefSeq and is a predicted model, not a curated record. Gene Ontology annotation, biological process: regulation of membrane permeability; intestinal absorption; establishment of endothelial intestinal barrier. Lineage: Eukaryota; Metazoa; Chordata; Actinopteri; Pleuronectiformes; Cynoglossidae. The coding region runs from base 187 to 1080 and encodes 297 amino acids. The transcript has 11 exons. Gene Ontology annotation, cellular component: bicellular tight junction.
ACGCUCAACAUGGAUCACAUAGCCAAUCCCCUCGGUACGUAGUACAGCCCACCUAUUUCCGACUGUGACGUCAGUUGGGCACCUACCUGCUGGAGAGUUUCGGUGAGCGGAAGUCGCUGGUGGUGUUUUUGACGAUACUGCGCGGACUUCUCAGAAUUAUUUCGAAGUGAAGUAGUGUCGUCCACCAUGUUGGUGUAUCGCUGCUUAGUUUCGGUGACACUGUGCCUCCUGUACGCAGCGCCAGGUAUUGGUGCCUUUUCAGUCACAACCAAAGCAGCAGAAGUACGUGUAAAAGAGAAUGAAGGUGCGGACCUGACCUGCUCUUAUUCUGGAGACUAUGGUGCAAAUGCAAGAGUUGAGUGGAAAUUUAAGGAUUUAAAAGGCUCACAGACCUAUGUGGUUUUUGAUGGUAAACCUACAACACCAUAUUUGGAUCGAGUGAUAAUGCAUACUAGUAACUUGAGAUUCUCCAAAAUGACCCGAAAUGAUAACGGAGUGUAUGACUGUGAGGUGUCUGGUAAUGGCCAGUUUGGAGAAACCAGGGUUACGGUGACUGUUUUGGUGCCACCAUCUGUGCCUCAGUGUAGGGUGCUCCCCACAGUGACAACUGGCAAAACCGCGUUGCUGUCCUGCCAUGACGUUGAUGGCUCGCCUCCAUCUAAAUAUAGGUGGUAUAAGGAUGGCAUGCUUCUCCCAGCAGAGCCCAGCAAGAUUUCUGGUUUUCAAAAUGCCACGUACAAGCUGAACACGGACAAUGGCAACUUGGAAUUUCCCAGAGUGACCAAAGCAGACUCAGGACAAUACUACUGUGAGGCAUAUAAUGAUGCUGGUCUCCCACAGCGGUGCAAAGAAAAGAAGAUGGAAGUUCGUGACCUUAAUACAGGAGGAAUUGUUGCUGGAGUGCUGGUAGCUCUGAUUCUGCUUGUCCUACUGGGAGUUGGAAUUUGGUAUGCCAAAAAGAAGGGAUACCUGCCUAAGAAAAAAGAAAGGAAGGCAAAUGUGGUCUACCAGCCUACAUCAAUGUAUGGCAAUGAGGGUGAUGAUGGGGAGUUCAAACAGAAGUCAUCAUUUGUUGUGUAGUCCACACAACAGGUCAACACAGAAGUUUUAUUGUCUUCUUUUAGGUCUUUUUUAAGGAAGUUUUAGAAUGUAUUUGUUUUUUAUGCUUAAGCUUGAAACCUGAGAAUCUGACAACACAGUUGCAAAUCCUACAAUGUAAAUAAAAAUGUCAAAAAUGUAUUGAAUAUUUAAGUGACAGGGACAUUAAUCAUAGCAAUAUUUUAAAUGAAUAAGCCUAUUCAUUCCAUUUUGAAUUUUGUAAUUAUGUUGUCACGUGUGAGUUUGAAUUGUGGGCUUUUUCUUUUUCUAAAUAAUUUCAUAUUUUUUUAAUUUCUUUUUGGUUUUUAACGUGUGCCGCUAAUAUUACUUUUGCUGUGACUGGCAAGGAUUAUUGUGACAUUCUAUUAUAAUAAAAAUAAGAAAACUCC